CAUUUGUUACAAUUAAAUUAACGCAAACCGAGCAUCGUAGGAUGUAUUUUCACAUUUUCCCAGUGAAGAAAACAUUUUGAUUCGCUGAAUAUUUACAUAAAACAAUAACAAAAGUUGGGAAAACUAAAGAUUACAAGAAGUUUUUGAUUGCAAAGACAUGUCAAACGACGAAAAUGAGCAAGAAAAAGAGUUAACACCAGAGGACUACAAAGAAAAAGGAAAUGCUUGUGUUAAAGAAAAGAAUUACAAAGAAGCAAUUUUGCAUUAUUCAAACGGACUUAGAAAGAAUCCUGUUGACUUUUUUCUCUACUCAAAUCGAAGUUUUGCUUAUUUAAAACUUCAUCAAUACUAUUACGCAUUGUGCGAUGCUGAGAAAGUCAUCGAAAUACGUCCAGAUUUUGUUAAAGGAUAUUUCAGAAAAGCUGAAGUGUUACGAGAAACAUUUCAAUAUGACGAAGCUUUACUGAAUUAUGGCCGAGCUCUCAAACUUGAGCCGAAUAACGAUGUAAUAAUAUCGAAUCUGAGACUGACUGCCGGGAUGUGUAACCGUGAAACAAUGCUUGAAAAGAAUGUUCCAUGGGUUGGUGCUGGAGUUGGAGUCAUAGUCGGAUGUGCCAUUGUGAUUUCAGAUCAAUUCACGAAGACUCCUUCAGUUAGACAUCCUAUUUUAAUGGUGCUUCUAGUUAUGAUUGCAGCUUCUAUUGGAUUUGCUAUUGCAAAAUCAUUUCGAUUUUAUUUGAAGUUUCACCGGAAGGGAAUGAUUGAAGCACCAACAGAACUUUCCGAAGAUUUCCUUAUCAGAGAUUCAAGUCCUGAUGCUGAUGAAGACGAAGAGCAGAUGCCCAAGAAGCGUAAUCGAUACAGCAAGUCGCAAGCUCGCUUUCGAAUGAAAAAGGCUAAAACAUAA
Messenger RNA from Clunio marinus, 907 nucleotides. The record is from the annotation of a GenBank genome assembly. Lineage: Eukaryota; Metazoa; Arthropoda; Insecta; Diptera; Chironomidae.